Messenger RNA from Halichondria panicea, 1372 nucleotides. RefSeq names its product poly [ADP-ribose] polymerase tankyrase-2-like. The record is from RefSeq and is a predicted model, not a curated record. Lineage: Eukaryota; Metazoa; Porifera; Demospongiae; Suberitida; Halichondriidae. The coding region runs from base 45 to 1229 and encodes 394 amino acids. Gene Ontology annotation, molecular function: protein binding. The transcript has 7 exons.
GGAGGUUAGAAAAUGCUGCUAAUAAAAGGUUUAUCAGCAAAGUGAUGUCUCUGCUGGAACGUGAGGCUGACCCCGAGUGCUAUCCAUUACACAAUGCUUGUGUGAAUAGUCACCUGGAGAUAGUGAAGGCACUUGUUGAGGCUGGAGCAGACACUGAGAGAUGGGAUCGUUUGGGCAGAUUUCCAGUUCAUUAUGCAGCCAUGUAUGGUCAUAAGGAGGUGUUGGUUUACUUGAUCAGGGAUUGCAAGUGCAGCGCUGAUACCAGGGACAAGAACAACGAUACUCCACUCCACUAUGCAUGCCAUGUUGGUCACCUAGAUAUGGUGCAGUACUUGGUGGAGGAGGCCCACUGUGACAUCAAUGUACGGAACAACAACAACCAGACUGUACUUCAUACAGCCUGCAGUUACCUCCUAUAUAAACCUAUGUUUGGUACGACAUGGAUACUUUCCGGUUCGCUUGCAGUAGUGCAGUACUUGGUUGAGAAGGCUAACUUUGACAUCAAUGCAACUGAUAAUAAAGGCAGGACACCACUUGACUUCGCUAAAGAAAGAGAUUACAAGGACCUUGUUGACUACCUCAAGACUCGACUGGAAUCAUCUAGACAACCAGGAAAAGAUGGUGUUGGGAGUCAAACAGCUGUUCCACUCACACAAGACGAGGCUGAUGCUCUGCAGAAGCUUCUCGAGGGAGCACAAGUCACCAUUGGUCAUCCCAUUGUUGCUGGCACAACCACUCUGGAGGAUGUUCAGCAGCUGCUUACUCAGAGAGGACUGGAGAUUAUGGCCGACGACCUCAGGACAAGACUCAGACUAAUUAUGACUGAGCAACAAAGAAACCUCGAGAUACUCAACAAUCUAAUGACAGAUGAAGACACUAUCGAUAUUAGCUACCCAAGGCUAUUUCUUGUUGGGCCGCCAUCUGUUGGCAAGACGACCACACUCAAUCGACUGCUGGGGGAGUUUGAGAACAUUGACUCUGCUGGAGACAAAGCCAAGCUUAGAAGCACACUGCUUGCUAACUGCAAACAAAUACUUGCCUUCGUUAAUGAAAACACAGCAAAAUGGUUGUCAUCCAAAGAUGUUGACGAAGAAACAAAGCUCUUGUUUGGCUACUUACGUGAAUCUAAGUCUGAAACCACUCCUAACAAAAAGAUAAGCAUCGCAACCUCAACCGAUUCUCCUGUAUUAAUACGCAAGCAAAGAACUCGAUCUAAAAUACCACAAUAGUGUUUCCUAAAGAAAGCAGAUCACCACUACACCAAGCCACAGCUGCUCAGCGUACGACAAUGAGUCAUCCAAGAAGCAAACUAUUACCAAUAAAAUCAGAAUUACAACAGCUAAUAAAAAAUGCGGAUUAUUCCAAAAUGGCC